AUGGAAAAUGACGGCACUUCCCCAUCAUUUGUUGAGUCCAACCCAACUUCUGAUUGUGUUGACAAUCGAGAAUCGGAAGUCACUCAAGAACGGCUGGUCAAUGCCCUGACAGAAUUUGUGCUGGAAACGGACCAAGCGUUCAUUAUUGUGGAGGAGCCGUCCUUUCGACGACUUUUGGGAUUGUUGAACCCGGACAUACAAAUUCCUGGUCGAACAACAAUGCGUUCCGAAAUUUCCAUUAGGUACCAAACGGAAAAAGAGCAGCUCACUGCCAAACUGCAGGAGAUUCCAGGGAAACUUUCAUUUAUCCUGGAUUGUCGGACUUCUUCCAAUCAAUAUGCAUUCCAAGGUGUAAUCGUUCAAGGAAUAACAAGGGAAUGGGAACUCUUAUCGUUGCCCCUUGAUUUAACCAUUCUUAAUGGAUCUCAUACCGGAGAAAACUUGGCGACCCAACUUAUCAAAGUCCUGGAAGAUUUUAACUUAAUAGAUAGGGUGCACUCCAUCACAAGCGACAAUGCCUCCAACAUGACAACUUUUUUCUCCCAUUUUAAGAGACUUAUGCUGAAGAAGAAUGUUGACUUCAACAUUGAUGAUUUUCGCGUUCGCUGUUUGGCACAUAUCCUAAAUCUGGUCUGUCAGGUGGCUUUGGAUAGUUUACGGGAUAUGUCGGAGGUUGAACCAAAUAUUUAUGAUCUCGACCCUAAAUCAGAUGGGGAAAUGGUGCCUGUUCUAACGAAGGUUGUCGACUAA
Molecule: messenger RNA, 750 nt
Organism: Folsomia candida
Lineage: Eukaryota; Metazoa; Arthropoda; Collembola; Entomobryomorpha; Isotomidae
Product: zinc finger BED domain-containing protein RICESLEEPER 1-like
Exons: 5
Coding region: 1-750 (249 amino acids)
Source: RefSeq, a predicted model, not a curated record